AUGAGUCCGCCAAAGCUCAAAGAAGUCAACGUAUCACUUCCACGUAAAUUCGAUACCCCCGACGAGCCAUGGUAUCGCUACGUCACAAUAGACCUGCUGCACUAUGUCCUAGGCUACACCGUCUUCCAUCCAUUCGUAGCUUGCGUUCUCGUGCUCUGUCUGCGAGCGCAGUACACGCCAUGGCACGCGCUUGAGAUGCGUAUUGCGAUCGCGUGGGCCAUGCUCAUGUGUGCAAUUGGCAUCUUCAACAUCUUCAGCGACAGGAUCGCGUACGGUGCGCCGAGGGAGGUUGAUCUGAGCGAGGAGGUAAUUGUCAUCACCGGAGGUGUCGACGGCUUGGGUGGAUUGCUCGCCGAUACAUACGGGAUGCGGAACGCGAAUGUGGCUGUUCUGGACAUGAAGAAGGUAGACGACGAAGAAGCCGAAGAGAAGGGCGUGCUCUAUUACCAAUGCGACGUGGGCGAUGCGAAGCAGGUCGAAGCGGCCGUGGCCGAGAUUGUGGAAGAUGCAUGUACCUCAGGCUCCAGAGACGCCCCCAAAAUGCUAAUUACGCACAGCUCGGCGCUCCGACGAUUCUCAUUAACAAUGCUGGCAUGGUACGUGCGAGAUCGAUACUCGAAUCCACCCCGGAAGAAGUUGAGCAGUACGUUCCCCAUGCCUCGCAACAGCACCAUCUUAGAUGCUGACCGCAAAUAUAGGACUUUCCGCACAAACACCAUUUCCCACUUCAACACCCUUCGCGCUAUCCUCCCGCACAUGCUUAGUGAACGUCGUGGCACCAUCGUAACCAUCUCCUCCGUCCUCGGCCGUCUCGGCGCCGCAAACCUUUCUUCCUACACCGCCUCCAAAGCCGCGCUCCUCGCGCUCCACCAAUCUCUCCGCGCCGAGCUCGCGCAGAACCCAGAUGCGAAUGAGAUCAAGACAAUACUCGUUACGCCAGGCCAGAUGGGCACGAAGAUGUUCGAGGGCGUCAAGACGCCGAGCAAGUUCCUGGGUCCGAUCGUUUCACCAGCUGAGGUUGCGAAAAGCAUAAUGAAUCUGAUUGAAAAGGGUGAGAGCGGGGAAGUGGCGCUACCAUUGUAUACGAAGUAUGCGGAGAGCCUAGGCGCGCUUCCGGUAGGAAUACAAGCGUUGCUGAGGAGAUGGAGCACGAUGGACACGGCGAUUGGAAAGUCUGGGAUGGUGGGCAAGUCGGAGAGGAAAGAGCAGUAA
This is a messenger RNA of Didymosphaeria variabile, 1212 nucleotides long. RefSeq lists its product as uncharacterized. NCBI's taxonomy places the organism in Eukaryota, Fungi, Ascomycota, Dothideomycetes, Pleosporales, Didymosphaeriaceae. The coding region runs from base 1 to 1212 and encodes 403 amino acids. The record is from RefSeq and is a predicted model, not a curated record. The transcript has a single exon. Gene Ontology annotation, molecular function: oxidoreductase activity, acting on the CH-OH group of donors, NAD or NADP as acceptor.